AUGGCGGCGGCGGCGGCGGUGACUGCAACAAUGACAGUGGUAGUUGGUGAUAAUGGUGGUGAUGUGGUGGUGGUGGCGGCACUAAAAGGCUCUAGCACCCCUAAGAAGUCUUCAAAGGCUCAAAGCAAAGGAAAUGGAGAAUCAAUGGAGUUGUCAUUUGUAGGAGCAGACCAGUUGAUUUUGAUGGUGGAGAUUCAUAAGAAGAUAAUGGCAUUCAGGGACAUCAUGGACCUUGCUCCAUGUAACAGCUCUGCUUCCUUACGUGAGAUUGUUAUGAGAACCCUGCAAGAUAUCCAAAGGCUUUACCCAGGGAUCAUACCAAAAAGUGAAGUUUCAAAGAUAAAGGACAAGUCUAUAGAUCAGGCUAUGGCAUACUUCUGCGAGGCUUUGAAGUCUCUUGGAGAGUCAUGGAUGAUGAAUAAUGAUUGGAUGAACAAGCUCAAUAUUGUAUUACCAUCAUGCAAGGAUAGCAGCAAUAUGCGUCAACUUGGUGAAACUAUGUUGGCCACUCUAGAUUGUUUAAUGAAGUUGGAAAAUGAGAGGUUUGAUAUCAUGGAAGAAGAUGAACAAAAGAAAGAAUUCAGCCCAAUCUCUAGUUCUUUUGGAAAAUAUAUAAUGGGGUCCUACUCAUUUUCAGAAAGCAGCUUCUCAAGCUGUUCUUCUCCUGUUACACCUAGAUCAGUCCUUCCAGAAUUGAUGAAGUACUCUGCCAGAUCAGGAGAUAGUCCUAGAAGUUCUUGUGCCUCACCACUUCUUAUGUCUCUAAGAGUUCAAGCUGUUGGAAAGCUGAACCCAAUUGAUAUAAAGCGUUUGUCUUUCCAAAUGUCACCAACACAUAUCCACAAGAUAGAAGAGGAACCAACCAGGGAAAUGGAAGUGGAUGACAAGGCUACAAAUCCUGGAAAGGACUCAUCAGAAGAUCUAGUGUUUGAUUUGGACACAACAGAGGAAUCAGAUAGCACAAUUGAUAAUGUUCAUAAAAAAAAAUAUGAACCUCAAGCUAUGGAGGAAGUGGAGCUACCACUAUCUCCUAGACAACUUCAACCACAAUCUCCUAAACCAGCACCAACACCUUCUCUCUUUCGACAAGCACAAUUGAAUGUAUCAUCAUUACCUUCAAUUUCAAACCCACCCCCACCCCUUCCCACAACAUCCAUGAUUACACAGCCAAAAACUCUGCAACCCCCUCCUACACCAUCCAUUAUGAUACUUCCAAAAACUGUGACACAACCACCCCCACCACCUCCUGCACCAUCAAUGAUAAAAACUUUAUCACCCCCAGUACCAACACCACCUGUGCUGCAGCCAAAUGUGGCAGUGCCACCACCUCCACCUCCACCAUCAGCACCUAAAUUGGUGGAAAGUGCAGCAGUAGCAGUUAGGAUGCCUCCACCUCCACCACCACCAGGUUCAGCAACAACUGCUGCACCUCCACCACCCCCACCAUUGAUGUCCUUGAAAGGUGGAUCAAUUCCCGCGCCUCCACCGCCGGUGCCGCGUGGAAGUGGAGGUGCCCCACCACCACCACCUCCAGCAGCAGGGAGAUGCUUGCGCCCCAAGGCAACUACUAAAUUGAAAAGGUCAACACAAAUGGGCAAUCUGUAUCGAAAUCUUAAGGUUAAAGUUGAAGGGCCUAGCCUCAAUGGAAAAUCAUCUGCUGGGAAAAAAGGUGCAGUUGGAGGAGGAAGCACUGGAGGAAAACAAGGAAUGGCUGACGCUCUUGCAGAGAUGACAAAAAGAUCCUCUUACUUCCAACAAAUAGAAGAAGAUGUUCAAAAAUACACAAAACAAAUCAUAGAGCUGAGACCUAAGAUUUCAAAUUUCAACACAAAAGACAUGAAAGAAUUGAUCAAGUUCCACAAAGAUGUUGAAUCCGUUCUUGAGAAACUAACUGAUGAAUCACAGGUGCUAUCACGGUUUGAAGGUUUCCCCACAAAGAAGUUGGAAGCUUUAAGAAUGGCAGCAGCACUUUACAACAAGUUGGAUUCAAUACUCACUGAGCUUCAAAAUUGGAAAGUAGUAACUCCAACGGGUCAGCUCCUAGACAAGGCUGAACGUUAUGUCAACAAGAUUAAAACAGAAUUAGAUGCUUUGGAACGAACCAAAGAUGAAGAGUCCAAGAAAUUUAAGGGUCACAACAUCGAAUUUGACUUCCACAUUCUUAUAAAGAUCAAGGAAGCAAUGGUGGAUGUUUCCUCCAAUUGCAUGGAGUUAGCACUUAAGGAGACGCGUGACAAUGCUGCUAAGAAUGAUGCACAAAAAAAGGAAUGUGGUAAAUUGCUUUGGAGGGCUUUUCAAUUUGCAUUCAAGGUAUAUACAUUUGCUGGUGGACAUGAUGAUCGAGCUGACAAGCUAACAAAAGAAUUGGCUCAGGAGAUAGAAAGUGACCCGAACCAUCCAUGA
Messenger RNA from Gastrolobium bilobum, 2403 nucleotides. RefSeq lists its product as uncharacterized. Gene Ontology annotation, cellular component: chloroplast outer membrane. Gene Ontology annotation, biological process: chloroplast organization. The transcript has 9 exons. The coding region runs from base 1 to 2403 and encodes 800 amino acids. Lineage: Eukaryota; Viridiplantae; Streptophyta; Magnoliopsida; Fabales; Fabaceae. The record is from RefSeq and is a predicted model, not a curated record.